CACCCGAGAGAAAUGGCUCUUCAAGAGGGCUUUUCGGUCUUUCGUCCACCGUUCUUUAACGGAUUGGACUACACUUAUUGGAAAACUCGAAUGAGAGUUUUCUUGAUUUCUCUAAAUAUGUAUUUAUGGAAUAUCGUUGAAAACGGUUUUCAACUUCCCUCUAAAUCGAUGAACGAAUGGUCGGAUUUAGAGAAGAAGUAUUUUUCUUUAAACGCAAAGGCUAUGAAUGCCUUAUUUUGCGCUUUGGACAAAAAUGAGUUCAAUCGGGUUUCUUUGUGCGAAACGGCUUUCGAUAUUUGGCGCACUCUUGAAAUCACGCACGAGGGAACUAGUAGAGUCAAAGACUCGAAAGUUAAUAUUUUACUACAUGAUUUCGAGCUUUUUCAUAUGAAACCAAGCGAAACCGUUGUUGACAUGUACACCCGUUUUACGGAUGUCGUCAAUGGUUUAAAAUCACUUGGUAAAAGCUUUUCGGAUUUUGAACUCGUUAACAAAGUUUUGCGCUCACUUUCUAAAACUUGGGAUUCAAAAGUAACUGCAAUACAAGAAGCAAAAAACCUAAACAACUUACCACUUGAAGAACUAAUUGGUUCAUUGAUGACAUAUGAAAUGGUGCACAAUGCACAUGAUGAACAUGUUGAACACAAUUACCUUCCAAAGAAUAGGAAGGAUUUGGAACUCUGGACAAAUGAAUGCCACUUGAGCGAUGACUCAAGUGAUGAGGACAAUGAUGAACAAAACAACCUUCCAAUGAACAGGAAGGAUUUGGGACAUAGAACAUUUGAAGACCACUCGAGCAUAAGCUCAAGUGAUGGUGAAUUUAAACUACAAAUGAAACUAAAAUUAAAAAGCAAAAAGAAUCGAACUACUUGCUUUAAACGCAAGAAGAAGAACAAAAAUUGGGAUGAAUCGAGCUCCUCCGAAGAAGAGAAACUCAACAAAAGCAAGGCGGCAAACUACGCCUUAACAGCCUACAAUGAUGAGAAAGUAGAAGAAGGUUUUGAACAUCAGGAAGUAUUUUUGCCACAUGUACCUGCUCCAGAGAUGCUACUAAAUAUAGAAGAGCUAAGAGAGAGGCGUCUUGCAGAUCCUCAUCUUUCCAUGGAGUACCGAAACAAAAUUGCCAAGAAGAAAUUCAUCCCAUGGCCCAUAGAAAUAAGGUUUUGUGAAGAUUACCACUUCUCAGAACAAUCUCCACCAAGGUUUAGGUAUUGGCUUAAAGUGAAAGGCAAACUUACAGAUGACCCAGCAUUGCAUAGAUGUGUUCUUGCAUAUGCUUCUGAUCUUAUCUUUGGUGGCAUUAGCCUAAAUCCUCAUCGACGGAGGGGCUUGAAGAUAGCAUCUCUCAGUUUGGAUCACUCGAUUUGGUUCCACAGGUCUGUAAGAGCUGAUGAUUGGUUAUUAUUUGUGAUAGAGAGCCCAUCUGCUAGUGGAGGUCGUGGACUCUCCUUUGGUCGUAUGUUUAACAGGAGAGGCGAGCUUAUCAUGUCAUUAACCCAAGAGGGCCUAAUCAGAAAAGCUAAACAACAAAAUGAAGAUCUCAACUCCAAGCUCUAAGGGCCAUUCAAAGUUCCAGUGCAGCAUAUGCUGUGCGGUGCUGAUGCCUAUCCACUAUUCUCCAUCAGCCAUACAUUCCACGCCUAUGUUAGUAAUACUACAUUAAAAUUGUUGGUUGCUUUAGUUUCGCUGCAUAUUUAGGUUUGCUAGCUACACAGAAUGCUUAUUGCUGUAUGAUAGAGGAAAUGGCCGUAUGAUAAUUGCUUAUUUCUCUGACCAUGAAGCAAGUGUAAUAAAUACUUUCCAUCCUAAUAAAUCCAGCUGAAAGAACUUGGAUUUUCCUUGA
Molecule: messenger RNA, 1843 nt
Organism: Musa acuminata AAA Group (dessert banana)
Lineage: Eukaryota; Viridiplantae; Streptophyta; Magnoliopsida; Zingiberales; Musaceae
Product: acyl-CoA hydrolase 2
Exons: 9
Coding region: 13-1557 (514 amino acids)
Biological process (GO): acyl-CoA metabolic process; fatty acid catabolic process
Molecular function (GO): fatty acyl-CoA hydrolase activity
Source: RefSeq, a predicted model, not a curated record